CUAAACUAAACUAAAAAACUUUUUUUUAAAAAAUAAAUAAAUAUUUUAUUAAAUUAUUAUUUUAGUCUUAAGUCUAAUCAAUUAAAUCAAAUAAUUAAAAACUAAAAAUGAAGUUAAUAUUAUUAAAUAUUAUUAUUAUAAUAACUAUAGCUAUAGUUAAUGCAAGCAUUUUGGCUGAUUGUGAAAAUAAUGAUAAUAAUAAUAAACAAUUAGAUGAUUCACGAAAUUUUACGGGAAAAGUAGUAUUGAUUACCGGUUCGAGUAGUGGUAUGGGCGCCGGUAUUGCCAAACUGUUUGCCCAAUUGGGCGCUCAUGUAGUCAUCACUGGUAGACAUUUGAAUGAUAUCCAGAGUGUGGCCAAUGAUUGUCAACAGUUAUCACCAAAUAAGCUAAAGCCACUUGAAGUUUUGGCUGAUCUAACCAAUAGUACACAAUUGCAAUCACUAUUGAAUAAGACAAUUGAAACCUAUGGACAGUUAGAUGUAUUGGUCAACAAUGCCGGCAUAUCGUUGAUGGCCAGCGUUACCGAUAAACAAUUUAUGCCAGUAUUUGAUAAGGUAUUGAGUGUUAAUCUGCGUCCGUAUGUAGAGCUCAGUCAUCUAUCGGUUCCCUAUUUGAACAAAACUAACGGCAAUAUUAUCAGUAUAUCUAGUUUUGUGUCGACAGUUCCGUUAAAAACAAAUCUAGCCUACAAUGUAGCUAAAGCUGGCAUAGAUAUGAUGACCCGUGUGUUGGCACUUGAAUUGGGACCCAAUAUACGGGUCAAUACAAUCAAUCCAGGUGUUAUCAAUACAUCACUUAAAUCCGAUGAUCCAUUAAAAGAUCAGAUGAUAAAGCAUGCAAUUUCACGUACAUUACUCAAACGUAUUGGUCAGCCCCGGGAUAUAGCCGACGGAGUUGUUUGGUUGGCCUCCCGAUCGGCCAGUUUUAUAACCGGUGCCAAUCUGUAUAUUGAUGGCGGUAUUCGGUAUAAUUUUGGCGGUCAAUAACUUUGUUUGUUUUGUGGCGAUUGAAUAAAAUGAUA
Molecule: messenger RNA, 1024 nt
Organism: Oppia nitens
Lineage: Eukaryota; Metazoa; Arthropoda; Arachnida; Sarcoptiformes; Oppiidae
Product: 3-oxoacyl-[acyl-carrier-protein] reductase FabG-like
Exons: 4
Coding region: 108-989 (293 amino acids)
Molecular function (GO): oxidoreductase activity
Source: RefSeq, a predicted model, not a curated record